CUCAGGUUACAAUUCCUGGGUGGCUGGCCGGUCGGUCUCCUGCCAGGCGGGGAAGGCGGGCCGAGGCGAGGCCACAGGGAGGGAGGCGACGAGCUCGCUCGCAACAUUUGCGCCUGGCCGGAGUCAGCAUUUCCAAGGGGUUGAAUUGUGAGAAGAGUUUCAGGCUGGCGGAGGGUUGUUUUCCCCCUUUUUUCUUCCAGCGUUCUUGAAAACCCAUGAGAGGAAAAGAAAGCGAGAGGCCUGCCCUGCCCAGCCAUGACUAGGAGAUCGCGCUGGAGACAUUUCCGCGGGCGCCAGGGGAAGGGGGACCCGCGUUAAAGUGUGUGCUCUUGGACUCAGGAAACAGACAUUUGAAAAGAUGACCCACUGCUACUACAACGAGACGGUCGAGUUCUUCUACAACAAAAGUGGGAAGGAGCUGUUCCAUUACUGGAGGCCCAGAGAUAUCUUGGUGGUAGUGCUUGGCUUAACUGUCAGCAUCAUUGUGCUUCUCACCAAUUUGUUGGUCAUUACUGCCAUUGUUAUCAACAAGCGCUUCCACUACCCUAUCUACUACUUGCUAGGGAAUCUGGCCGCCGCUGACCUCUUUGCUGGCAUUGCUUAUAUGUUCCUGAUGUUUCACACUGGGCCUAGGACAGCUCAGCUCUCCCUCAAGACCUGGUUUGUCAGGCAGAGCCUCUUGGACACCAGCCUCACGGCUUCGGUGGUCAAUCUCUUGGCCAUCGCGGUGGAGCGGCAUCAGACUAUUUUCACCAUGCAGCUCCAUAGCACUAUGUCCAAUCAACGAGUGAUGAUUCUCAUCUGCUGCAUCUGGAUCACAGCUCUGCUGCUGGGCCUUAUCCCUUCAUAUGGCUGGCACUGUCUAUGCGAUCUAGAUAAUUGUUCCACGAUGGCACCCCUCUACAGCCGCAGCUAUUUGACAUUCUGGGCCCUCUCCAAUCUCUUCAUUUUCCUUGUCAUGGUGGUUGUCUACACUCACAUCUUCGUCUAUGUUAAGAGGAAGGUGGCAUGGAUGUCCAAGCACACUAGCUUCCACCCACGCUACAAGGAGACAAUGAUUAACCUCAUCAAGACGGUCAUCAUUAUCCUUAGUGCCUUUGUGAUCUGCUGGACCCCUGGGCAGGUAGUGCUUCUGCUGGACGGCCUGGGCUGUAAAAAGUGCAACGUGUUGGCCGUGGAGAAAUACUUCCUCUUGCUGGCUGAAAUCAAUUCAGUCAUCAAUGCCAUCAUCUACUCCUACCGAGACAAUGAGAUGCGAAGCACCUUCCGGAAGAUCCUGUGCUUUCCCUUCUACGGGUCACCAAAGUACUCACCUGCUUCGGUCAAGCCCAGUCACGUGGAGCACAGGAUAUUACCCCAGAAUGGGCAUCCGACCAUGGAUUCCACACUCUAAACCAAUUCUUCUGCUGUCGUCUCCUUGAUACUGGUUUGCCGAAGCCAUUCUCAGUGGGCAGUGGGAGACCUGUGAGACUCCCUCUUCUGCAGAAGCCACCCUCUGAGGAUAACUAUGUCAACAAGGCAAGCAGCUGCGUCCCAAGAGGGACAAACUUGUUCCUGUGGAUUGGUCAGUGACUGCAGAUGGCAGUCUGGAGCUUUUAGAACCAGUUUAAAACUGUCUUGCACCAUAGAUUUUUUAAAAGCACAUGUCUUUUCCCACUCACCGCCCUCCACAAGUUAUGGAGCAACUGCAGCCCGAUCUGCAGGCAGACUAUAGGGGGUCUCUUGGGACAAAUUUUAUUGGCCUAGCCACAUUAAACAGACUGGCUUGGACAAACUUUGAGAAAAAGUAUGGGAACACAAACACUAGAGGAUACACAUCUCCCUGCGUUCGAACAUGUACUUUUGGCAGCUGUGUUGAUUCAGUUGAAUGGUGGCAUCUCUUGACGGGCCAAAGUAAUGUAAAUGUUUCUGUGCUGAGUAAAAUACUGUUCUUGUGGCCCUUUCAGUAUUACUGCCUUUUUUGGCAUGGCCAUUCUAGAGCUAAGAGGGAGGCACAACCUGUUUAUCAGUUCCCUGAUAAUCUGUUAUGGCCAUCUUUGGUUUGGCAGCUCAACCCCUCAGGAAGAUUCCAUGUCAGGGUGGCAAAGUUGACAACUGUCCUGCUUCUUAAAGUUGAUGGCAAAUGUUGGGUUGGCAAAUGAUCCAUAUGAUCCAGGAUUGGGUGUUGCAGCAGGACUGUACCGGAAGUAAACAUUAAAGAAGAACUUAUUCUGUUGCUCUCCUCCUCCAGAUUUUCAGAGGUUUGAGGGAUGCCUGCUAACAGGCGUCCAUGAAUGGUCUGUCCUCUUUCAUCUAAAGAUUAGUCUGUCUUACUUUCUCACCUGCUUUGCAUUGCAUUAUUGAAAAAAGGGUGUGGUGCUCACAUAUAUGUUUAGCUUUGUUGUACAGUGGCUGUUACCUGCUUUGUAUUUGGGCAGCCCUAGUGAAGGAAGGUGGAGUAAAGGCAUUGCAGGAUAAAUGUGUCUGCUGCAUUUGAAGUUGGUCACUUGAGGAAUAGUGAAUCUGAGAUCCACAGAAGCUGCCCACCUACUUACUAAUCUUCUGUUCCAGAAGUGGUUUUGCUAUCAUUUUUUAUCCUGUUCAGAGGUUACUAAACUGUCGCUGCAAUCAGACGUUGCAGACAAAUCACAAACUACAGUUUGUCUGUGAAACAAAUGAGUUCCUAAGUCUUCGCCUUGUGCGUUUCUCCUUUUAUCAUCCCAUUUGCUACUGUACCAAGCUUGACAAUUUGCUGUUUUAAGACGUUUUCAGUCUCAACUGCAGUUUGUUGUGAUUAGCAUCAGCAUAUCUACUAACAAAAUGGGUCUUGUUUCUUUUCCACAGGUUGCGAUUCUAAAUUAGAUUCUAUUAGAUUCCCUCCAUUUGUAGGCAUGAAACAAACCCUGGCUUGUUAAUGCACUGUAGUUAUGCAUUAAUAGUACCCUAGUAACCCAGACUAGAGGCCUGAAUAGCUGAGCAGGACCAGCCAUGAUUAGCUGUUGGAUUUGUGGUUGAGAUAAGCUAGGGUCUAAUAAAUAUGAUGGGGAGGGGGGAGACUAUUCAGUUUGCUUCCUGUUUACAGUGGUUGGUGUUGCCAUAAUGGGGGUAAUGACCAAGAGUUCCCAGCAUCCUUUGCUACAGCUCCUCUUUCUUUCACAGUUAUCUGCUGGACAAAGCAGAUUAAACAUGCAGAUUAAACUUUCCCUGUCACUGGACAUCUCCUAUUAGAAGAGCCCUGGACCUGCUGAAUUUCUGCCAGUAAUGUUGGAGUUAAAGGAACAGGUGAUCUGUGGCUCAGAACCUGGCAAGCUAUGGGGGCUGCUUGCUUUGCUGUCUCAAUGGUCCCUGAUUCUGGUCUUUGCAGGUGCUCCAAUUAACUCUAGGAUACAGCCAUACACCCACUACUGAAAUACUAUGCUUAACCUGAACUAUUGCCAAGUUGUAGUUUGGCCUUAUGGUUCUGUACUAGAUGGUCUGUCCCACCAGACACUGCAGGAUGGUUUUCACUCCAGUUGCUGUAGCUGCUCCUUUGUCUUAAGUCCAAGAUAUGGUAGAAUCUUUUCCUAUUUGUUAAGGUGAUUCAGAUACUCAGGAUUGGGUCUCAGCAUCCAGUUCAUUUGGACCACUUGUUAAGCUCUGCAUUAUCUCUUCUUUGUCUUGAUGUUGCUCCUUUCUGUACAGUCCUGUUGCCUCUUCCUUUGACGCUUCUCCUGCCCUUUCUCUAUUCUUCCCUUGGUGCUGUAGUGUCUUUUUCUGGCUAUUACCAUGCCAGUAAUUCUAUAAGUGUCCAUCUGACUCCAUUGUUUUAAAAGUAUUUAAUGAAUAAAUACUUAUUUUGAUUAUAAA
Molecule: messenger RNA, 3825 nt
Organism: Sphaerodactylus townsendi
Lineage: Eukaryota; Metazoa; Chordata; Lepidosauria; Squamata; Sphaerodactylidae
Gene: LPAR2
Product: lysophosphatidic acid receptor 2
Exons: 3
Coding region: 359-1393 (344 amino acids)
Biological process (GO): G protein-coupled receptor signaling pathway
Cellular component (GO): membrane
Molecular function (GO): lysophosphatidic acid receptor activity
Source: RefSeq, a predicted model, not a curated record